Messenger RNA from Drosophila grimshawi, 1449 nucleotides. RefSeq lists its product as uncharacterized. Bases 1 to 1197 code for a protein of 398 amino acids. The transcript is spliced from 4 exons. The record is from RefSeq and is a predicted model, not a curated record. Lineage: Eukaryota; Metazoa; Arthropoda; Insecta; Diptera; Drosophilidae.
AUGUCGAGGCCCGAGCUUCUAACACAGAUCUCGACCGAUUAUGGCACAGCGCCUGCCUGGCUGGAUGAGAAAGUGCUGCUGUGCCUGCUAAAACAGGAGUUUCCUUCAUUUCAAAGUAUUGAGAACACUCGCAUCAGAACGGAGCCGAACUCUCUUCGAGUGCAGAUCCAAGCCAAAUUAGCGGAGAACGCUUCCCGCACAAUCAACUUUGUGGUGAAGUCACAGGAAUUGAGCAAAGUUACGCGCCUGAGGUUUCCCCAAGCCAGCUUGGGGAACUUUCAGAUGGAGCAGCACAUGUAUAAAGUGGUGAUUCCAGCACUAGAAACACUCUACAAGGAUGCGAAUAGAAGUAUAUCGUUUAGUCCGACCAGCUACAAGCCCAAAACGUUACCAACCCCAAAGGAGUCCAGUUGUCUUUAUCUGGAAGAUCUUCAAGCCAAGGGUUUUCGAGUUGUCAAUCAGUUAAAGGGCCUAGACCAAGUUUCGAUGGAGGUGAUGCUUUCCAAAUUGGCUGCUUAUCAUGCGGCUACAGCACGUUAUCUGCAACUAAAUCCGCAUCAGCUAAAGGAGCUAUCAAAGUUGGAAUCCAAUAAGGAACCAGCACAAGAUAUACAAAAUCUUAAAAUCUGGCUACAACGCAAAUUUCACGAGAGCUUGCGGGCAAAUGAUUUAAGGGAAUAUGAGGAUAAGGUGAAAUCCUUUCAACGACAUAUAGCUGAAGAUAUAGAUUCGCCAGAUCUGAAGAAAUCAUUUAAUGUCAUAUUGACUGGCGCUUGUUGGUCCAAUAAUUUACUUGGACAAUUUGAUGCCUUUGGUCAGCUUAAAGAUGUGGCUUUCUAUCAAUUCGGUAGUGUUACUUAUGGACCUGUUGUACAGGAUCUGCUGCAGCUCCUUUUGACCGCCCCUGCACAGAAAACUGAACAAUUUGAUGCAUGCUUGCGAUAUUACCGAGAUGAACUAGCGGCAAAUCUGAAACUGCUAAAGUUCGAAGGAAAAUUGCCGACAUUAACAGACAUUCAGCUGGAUUUACUAGAUUAUGGACAUUGCGCCUUUGAGGUCAUAACGGAAAUCCUACCGAUUGUGUUGACCGACUUUGGCUGUGAGGAUAUCGACGAAAUGUUUAAGCUUUCAAAAUAUUCGGAAGAAAUUAAAAUCCUACUGCCCUGGCUGGAGAAUCGCGGCUACUUUGAGGCGUAAUGACAAGAAUUAACUUAAUGAUAAUGUACAAUGUCGUCUUUUAAAAACAUUCCAAAUAUUACCAACAACCACCUGACAAUCCAGUAAAAUUGUUCCGGACUCUCUACCACCUUACAGCAUUAUUAUGGCUAGAUUUACGUGCGAAAAUGUGCAGCUGCUGCAGCACAUGUUGAUGCCACAAUGAAGUCACAUUAGAUACUAGAACACAGAGGAACCCAGAAAAAAAAACCAAAACCAAAAACGAUUAUACAA